Messenger RNA from Brassica napus (rape), 1093 nucleotides. Its product is annotated as transcription factor MYB48-like. Gene Ontology annotation, molecular function: sequence-specific DNA binding; DNA-binding transcription factor activity. Gene Ontology annotation, biological process: regulation of DNA-templated transcription. Gene Ontology annotation, cellular component: nucleus. The record is from RefSeq and is a predicted model, not a curated record. The transcript has 3 exons. NCBI's taxonomy places the organism in Eukaryota, Viridiplantae, Streptophyta, Magnoliopsida, Brassicales, Brassicaceae. The coding region runs from base 159 to 824 and encodes 221 amino acids.
CACACCACAGUGUUUAGCUUAUAUAUGUAGUGGCCAGAGCAUGCCAUGGUGAAGCAAGCUGAGAAAGAACAUUAUAGUAACAUUAGAGAUAAAGAGAGACAGAGAGAGAAGAAGAAGAAAGAGAUGAAUAUGAUGCAAGAGGAAAACCGAAAAGGUCCAUGGACAGAACAAGAAGACAUCAUUCUGGUUUGAACAGAACAGGAAAGAGUUGCAGGCUAAGGUGGGUUAACUACCUUCAUCCUGGUCUCAAACGUGGCAAGAUGACACCACAAGAAGAGCGUCUUGUCACUGAGCUUCACGCUAAAUGGGGAAACAGGUGGUCAAAAAUAGCUCGGAAAUUACCAGGAAGAACAGAUAACGAGAUAAAGAAUUACUGGAGGACUCAUAUGAGGAAGAAAGCUCAAGAAAAGAAGCGUCAUGUUUCUCCAAGUUCUUCAUGUUCCAAAUGCUGCUCUUCGUCUAUGACCACUACCAAUACUCAAGAUGUGUCUUUUGAGUCACGUAUGUCGUCAGGGAAAGUAAGCUUUUACGACACUGGAGGAAAUAGGGAGAUGAAUCAAGAAGAAACCAAAGACGGAUACUCAAUGGAUGAUAUAUGGAAAGAGAUUGAUCACUCUGCAGUAAACAUAAUUCAACCAGUUAAAGACAUCUAUUUAGAGCAAAGCUAUUGCUUAAGUUACCCCAAUUUGGCUUCUCCAUCAUGGGAAAGCUCCUUGGAUUCUAUAUGGAAGAUGGAAGAAGAUAAAAGUAAGAUGUCUUCCUUUGCAAAUGAUCAGUUUCCUUUCUGUUUCCAACACAGUAGAUCACCAUGGUCUUCAGGUUAAUUAGGAUUCCAUUCAUUCGUUGAAAAUCUAUAUAUAUGUAUGUUAUAUAGUUAUAUAAAUACAGAAUAAAACCUAACGACUGUAAUCUCUUUGUUGAUGAACACAAAAAGAACAUCCUAAGUCUUUGUAAUAAUCUCUCAUGUGUUGUGGUAAUCAGCUAUCCUGAGUUUGUGCUUUGUUUUUUUUUUCGUUUUUAUUUUGGUCAACUAGUUUGUACUUUGUUUAAUAUAUUAGUUUCCGGAGUGAAUGAGAAUAAGUCUUUUUGUGAA